AUGGAGAACUACGACAACGAUACCGAUAUGUCGUUUUACGGCAACAGUGCCGAUGGACAGCGCUAUGACCCCACUUACAACUAUGGGGAGAGCUCCGCCGCAGCGGGGGGCUCUUCUUUUGCUUUCGAUGAUUUCUCGUAUAUGACCGGGGAGGCUAGCAAUGUGAUGGAUCCGUACAGCCAACAACAGCAAUCUUCGUUCGGCGCUGCUAGUGGUGGUACUGCUUCCAAAUCAACCAAGACCGCUGCGAGUAUAAACAAGAGCAAAGGAAGGGCUAUUGUCUCCGAGGAAGAGAAAGAAGCCAGAAAGAAAGCACGAUACGAAACGUCAUUGGACAGGAGCCCUGAAGCUCGAAAACAAAGGAGAAAAACGAAUGUUGCGAGAUACAACGCAAAGAAGGCCACAUCCGAAAAAACGAGACUGACAACCCUCGAAUCGGCCGUGCGUGAUGCCGAGGCAAGAUUCAACAAUACGGAGGCAGAAAGGCAGCAUUUACUCACAUUGUAUGCCCAGGUUCAAGAGGAAAACACGAGAUUGAAGAGCGAAGCCGAAUAUUUCACCGAGGACAUGCCCUGGGCUGAUGUCGAAUUUGGACAGGAAGACCUGGAAGAAAUGGGUGGGCUAUUAUGA
Molecule: messenger RNA, 630 nt
Organism: Cryptococcus wingfieldii CBS 7118
Lineage: Eukaryota; Fungi; Basidiomycota; Tremellomycetes; Tremellales; Cryptococcaceae
Exons: 5
Coding region: 1-630 (209 amino acids)
Source: RefSeq, a predicted model, not a curated record